UGCCUUACAACCCCGGAGCACAUUGAAAUCAAGGCAUUGGAGGCAGGCGGGCCAGUUUUCAGACAUAUGGGGGUGGGGGAGAAGUACCUAGUAGCGUAUUUCUGGGAAGGGGAACGGGAGAAGCCGUUGGUCAUCUUAGCUAAAAUCCUCUCAUUGGGUUGCUGGUACUUUUUGGAAAAGAGGACCAGGCUCUUAAGCGGAACUGAAAGCCGCAGUGCCUUGUUGUAGGGGGGGAAGUCUAUUAGCAGCCCUCCUGGCGCUGUAGGCUACAGCGAGGAACGUGGGGGGCAGAGGCCUCGUCGAUCGCUGGAGUAUUGGUUGCUAAGGAAAUUGAGGUAAUGUGAAUAACGUUGGACAUUUAUCCUCCGCGUCUCACCUAAAGGACUACUGGUCUGGACCGUUCAAAGAGCAACCAUAACAGCAAACGCGCCUUUAAAAGUAAUGGGAGAUGUAGAAGAACAAAAGAGUGUGCCAAAAUUCCUCUUAAGGAGAAAAAGCGCUCUCUCUCUGUCACCCCUCCUUUUAUUCAUUGUGUGGCAUUUUUAAAGUGUUAAUGUAAUGCACACCGUUUCAACUAUGUGUGAGGUUGGCUUAUUUAUUUGUUUUAUACCCUGCCCUUCAAUCAAACUUAUCUACAACAUGUACCAGCUUUCAUAUUUAUGCAAGAUCUACAACCAUUUUCCUUUUCGCUGGUUAAUUAGAUCUAGCCCAAAUUGCUUAAAUAUAUGGGUAAAAAAUAUACACUGUUCAUUAACAAAUAAAUGUGAAGCUGAAGAAAAAUCAUUGCAUUUGCAUCGUGAUGAAAACGUGCACUUCAGAGUAGACAGUGAAGACUAUCAACAACUGCACAUACCAGUUAUGGUCAAGGAAGUUGUUAAUUUUUUAGCACCCCAAAAGGGACAGUGUAUUCUUGAUAUGACAUUUGGAGCAGGAGGCCAUACCAAGGCGCUUAUGCAAAAAGCAACUGAUAUUAAAAUAUAUGCUCUUGACAGAGAUCCUGCAGCCUAUAAACUAGCUCAGCAACUUUCUGAAUCUCACCCGCAACAAAUCCAAGCUCUUCUUGGACAGUUUAGUCAAGCAGAAGCCAUGUUAACCUUGGCUGGAGUGCAGCCAGGGAGUCUGGAUGGAGUUCUUUUGGAUGCUGGUUGCUCUUCCAUACAACUUGAUACUCCAGAAAGAGGUUUUUCCCUUAGAAAAGAUGGUCCUUUGGAUAUGAGGAUGGAUGGUGGCAGGUAUCCUGACAUGCCCACCGCUGCUGAUGUUGUGAAUGCUUUAGAUCAACAGGCACUUGCGUCCAUCCUGAGAACAUAUGGGGAGGAAAGGCACGCCAAGAAAAUAGCUUCGGCAGUUGUUCAGGCACGCAGCAUCUACCCCAUCACCAGAACUCAGCAGCUUGCCAGCAUUGUUGCAGGUGCUUUCCCAGAAUCAGCUUUGUAUGCUCGAAAAGAUUUGCUUCACAGACCAACACAUGUUGCUACCAAAACUUUCCAAGCCUUGCGAAUAUUUGUCAACAAUGAGCUGCAUGAACUCUUUGCAGGAUUAAAGACAGCAGAGAAGUUUUUAAAACCUGGAGGUCGACUUGUAGCACUUUCUUUCCAUUCGUUAGAAGAUCGUAUCGUCAAACGAUUUCUUCAUGGAAUAGAUAUUUCAGAAAAAUUCAACCUCAGUGUCAGGCAGAAGAUCAGGCAAGUGGGAAGGAAUUCUUCCAAGGAGGAGGAGGAGGAGGAGGAGGAGGAAUUGUCCAGGGGAACUGCUAAUUCAAGAUGGACAGCAAUACAAAAGAAAUUUCUUACUCCCCAAGCCAAGGAUAUUGAAGAUAACCCAAGAGGACGCUCAGCAAAGCUAAGGGGUGCUAUUAAGUUGUAAACAAUUUAUUUAAAAGCAGCAGGUUGGUGAAAUUAAAAAAAAAAUUAGUCACACAUCUUUGUUACUUUAUUUUUAAUUAAAUUAGAAGAUGAAAGCACCAUAUGAUAAACCAAUCCUUUAAACUUAAGGAUACAAUUACAAACAUUUUGUAUUGCUAUAGGAAAAAAUCCUUCAUGUAUGCAGAUUGAAGGACAAGAAUAAAUUCUGUAUAUAACUAACCAUAGUACAGUAAUAUUAAUAUCUAAAAUGCAAGUAUAUAUUUAAAACAUUCCUUCCUCCCCCACCCAUGAAUGCAAAUGCAGAACCACAUGCUAAAUAACAAUGAAAAUAAACCAAUCCAAUUUUGAGUUAAAGCAAAGGCCUCUUUCCCAUGCAAGAUGCGGGAUAUUCCUUGUAUCUAUCACUCCUUUUUACAAUCUCUGCAUAUAAGUGUCUUACGAAGGAAAAUUUGCACCACUUUUGGAUUUCACAAAGAUGUGUACUGUGCUGAACAUUAUUAUAAGAACCUGAAAGUACUGCUGAAUCCCCUCUUUGAAAUUUUGCUUGUGCAAAUCCUGUGCAAAGAUAUGACUUUGAAGAGAAGAUUUAAUGCAAUGAUCUGGUUCAGACAAAAUGCAAAGCCAAACUUCUUUUUUUUAGUAAUGGUUUAUUGAAUAAGGCAAGAUCUUGCUCACUAAUGUUCAAACAUGCUGUUGUUUGUUUUGCCUAAUGCUGGUUUGUUGUUCCACAACCAAUAAGUAAGACAUUUGUGUUGCCUGAGUUGGCAAAGCAUCACCACGUCAUCAGUUCUCUUACUGUUGGCCAACUGCAGAAAUGGUGCAGAGAACACAAACAUUCUCCUCAAGAUCUUUGGCUGCUCUUGGUAUUCCCUGAGCAAAAACCAGACCUGAAGCAUCCCUGACUUUCACCAUCUCUAGAUGUUCCUCUGGAAGUUUUCAUACCCAUCUUUUUUUAAACCCUUUUCUCCCAACCAAAAAUCUGCAUCUACUCUUUCAAUAAACACAUACUGUAUUAUUAUUUUUUUGCUACUAAGCUUUGUUGGUAAGCAGAAGAGCAAUAAUUUGUAUCUUCAGGAUAUGAAAAGUAGUGGCUGAAACGUUGUGGAAAUAGAUUUUAGUAGAUAGUGAGUAGAAGCAUUUGGGGGAGUUUUUUAGUUCAAAUUGUGCAAUUACAUCUAUUGAAUUGUUGGUAUAGCUUGCUAAGAGCACAGGUGUGCUUUUAACAUACAGUCCUUUUUAGAAACGGGUGAAAGUGCCAAUGGUCCCUUGAACUUUUCCCCCCGUUCAAGACCUCUGUAGACAUAGGCAACUGGGAAAAGGUUUCUGUGUAGCCACAACGGCAGUGGGGGAAGAAUGAUGCAAACUGUUAGGAUUAAACCAGAAUACUGAGUUCAGCUGUAACAACAAAACACUAAUCAUAGAAACUGUGGCGUAUGAUCCUGGUUUGUUCGACCUAAAUAGAUCUUCUCACCCCUUACAUACUCAAUCCACAGAGGACCUCGUGCAGAUACUAUCUCAUCACAAUGCGGAGGGGGGGUCUUGAAUUUUGAAUCCUAAACUUCCAAUGUUCAGAAUUUGAGCUCUCACCUGUACAUGACAUUAUUUUGUAGGAGCAUUCUGAGUUUGUUCAGCAUUCCCUUGAUUGCUUUGUAUUCUUUCUGAAAAAGAGAAUAAUUUUUUUAUUUAAAAAAAGUUACCAUGUUAUCAGGACUUCCAUACAAUAUACGAACUGGGCCUUUAGUGUGAUAGCACCUACCCUUUGGAAUUCUUUCCUGAUACAUAUCAGGCAGGUGCAGUCUCUGUUGUGAUUUUGGUGCCUAUUGAAAACCUUUUCCAGCCAGCCUUCUAAGUGGAGAUUUUUAUCCUAGUCUCUGGGACUUGAAAUUGUUUUUAUAUGUUUUGAUUGUUAAUGCUUUUAUUGUUGCAUUGCUUUGGGAUGUUUUAUAAGAAAAAAAAUGGACUGCUUUCAAGUCAAUUCUGACUUAUGGCGACCGUAUGAAUAGGGUUUUCAUGGUAAGAGGUAUUGAGAGGUGGUUUACCAUUGCCUUCUUCUGAGGCUGAGAGGCAGUGACUGGCCCAAGGACACCCAGUGAGCUUCAUGGCUGUGUGGGGAUUCGAACCCUGGUCUCCCAGGUCAUAGUCCAAUAUUCUAACCACUAUUCCACACUGACUCUCAAUUUUUUUAUAAA
Messenger RNA from Rhineura floridana, 4054 nucleotides. RefSeq names its product methyltransferase 15, mitochondrial 12S rRNA N4-cytidine (gene METTL15). Bases 559 to 1866 code for a protein of 435 amino acids. Lineage: Eukaryota; Metazoa; Chordata; Lepidosauria; Squamata; Rhineuridae. Gene Ontology annotation, biological process: rRNA base methylation. Gene Ontology annotation, molecular function: rRNA (cytosine-N4-)-methyltransferase activity. The record is from RefSeq and is a predicted model, not a curated record. The transcript has 7 exons.